Messenger RNA from Oryza brachyantha (malo sina), 1150 nucleotides. Its product is annotated as vacuolar protein sorting-associated protein 2 homolog 1-like. Gene Ontology annotation, cellular component: ESCRT III complex; multivesicular body. NCBI's taxonomy places the organism in Eukaryota, Viridiplantae, Streptophyta, Magnoliopsida, Poales, Poaceae. The transcript has 5 exons. Bases 247 to 930 code for a protein of 227 amino acids. The record is from RefSeq and is a predicted model, not a curated record. Gene Ontology annotation, biological process: endosome transport via multivesicular body sorting pathway; late endosome to vacuole transport; protein transport.
UAGGAGUAUUAUUGUUAUGCGUUGGAGGAAUCAAUCUGGCGCUGUCACAGCGGAGUAGCGAGAGAGAAGGAAGGGAAAGCGAGCGGGGAGAAGAAGAAGAAGAAGAAGAAGAAGCAUCAGCCGCCGUCGCGAGCGGGGGAGAGGGAGAAGCCAAUCCGGUGCUGUCCCGCUCGCCCUCCCCUCCCCUCUUCGAUUCGAUCCGAGUCGUCGCUGAUCCGGUCCUUCUUCUUCUUCCCACGAGCCAAGAUGAGUUUCUUGUUCGGGAAGCGGAAGACGCCCGCCGAGCUCUUGAGAGAAAAUAAGAGAAUGCUGGAUCGAUCAAUUAGGGAAAUUGAGCGGGAAAGACAGGGAUUGCAAGCCCAGGAGAAAAAGCUCAUCACUGAGAUUAAGAAAACAGCAAAGGAAGGCCAGAUGGGUGCUGUCAAAGUAAUGGCCAAAGAUCUUAUUCGUACACGGCAUCAGAUCACAAAGUUCUACCAACUUAAAUCUCAGCUUCAAGGAGUUUCUCUAAGAGUUCAGACAUUGAAAUCUACACAAGCUAUGGGUGAUGCCAUGAAAGGUGUUACGAAGGCUAUGGGUCAGAUGAAUAGGCAGUUAAAUCUACCAGGAUUACAGAGGAUUAUGAUGGAAUUUGAGCGACAAAAUGAGAGGAUGGAGAUGACGAGUGAAGUCAUGGGUGAUGCUAUAGAUGAUGCUUUAGAGGGAGAUGAGGAUCAAGAGGAAGAAACUGAGGAGCUUGUGAAUCAAGUCCUUGAUGAAAUUGGCAUUGAUGUUAACCAAGAGCUUGUGAAGGCCCCUUCAGCUGCUGUCGCCCAGCCUGCUGCAGCAGGAAAGGUUGCACAGGCUGAAUCUGCCGGUGGGGGUGGGAACGGCGACGGUGGAAUCGAUGCGGAUUUGCAGGCAAGGCUGGACAAUCUGAGGAGAAUGUAAAUUCCUGUCCGGUGCUGUGCUGCACUAACUAAAAGAGUGGUAUUGCCUUUUAGCACCAUUUCUUGUGAAUAUGUAUUUUUACCAUAAGAUUCUCAAGCUUACUACAGAGUUGCAGAUACUCGACAUGUCGUAUAAUAAUAAUAAUGAUCGAUGAGCAACCUCUUUGCUAUGUCAUUCUACUUACAGCACAAUAGGAGUGAUGGGAAUUUGAGCUUAAUUU